ACUUUAAUUAGCCCCUGUUCAUCGUGCGAGGUUCACCGCCGCAAAGUCAAUCCACAGACCUUAUUAGAUACUCGAUUAUAGAAUCAUCUACCAUCUCGCAAAUCAGAACGGAAGGAAGCUAGCCACAAUGGGAGUCGACGAAAGCGAGAAGACAACAAGUGUUCACCAACAACCGGUCAACAAGGUUGAAAACCCGUCUACCCUCACACCAGGCGAUCGCGAUGGUGCAGCGGCAAGGCUGGAAGAGAUGGGUUACAAGCAAGAGCUCACCAGAAAUCUUGGGAUGAUUUCGGUGCUUGGCUUAAGUUUCGCUAUCAUGGCAGUCCCGUUCGGAACAAGUACAACGCUCAACAUUGCCUUGACAGACGGUGGGCCUGUCACUAUCCUUUACGGCUGGAUCUUUGUGUCUUUGGUCUCCUUAUGUAUUGCUUCCAGCCUUGCUGAGAUCUGCUCUGUUUUUCCUACUUCUGGGGGUGUUUAUUAUUGGUCUGCUAUGCUGUCUACCAAAAAGUACAGCUCAUUUGCGAGCUACUUGACAGGCUGGUUGGGAACUGUUGGAAACUGGACUGUCACCGCUUCCAUUACUUUUGGUGGAAGUCAGCUUAUCCUGGCAGCUGCUACUCUCUACCAUGAGGAUUACGUCCCUACUGCUUGGCAAACUUGCGUUGUAUACUGGGCGGCCUUAUUAGUCUCCCUACUCAUUAAUAUUUUUUUCCACAAGUACCUUGACAAGCUCAAUACCGUCUGCUUAUGGUGGACUGGAUCAUCUGUCAUCAUCAUCAUCGUCACUCUUCUCGCCAUGGCUGACACCCGAAACUCCGGCAAAUUCGCUUUUUCUCAUUUUGACGCUCAGCAUUCUGGCUGGCCUGCCGGAUGGGCAUGGUUCGUUGGUCUUUUACAGGGGGCCUAUACCUUGACUGGUUACGGGAUGGUUGCAUCCCUUUGCGAAGAGGUCAAAGAGCCUGCACGUGAAGUGCCACGGGCAAUGGUCCUCUCAGUUGCAGCUGCUGCUGUUACUGGCCUCGUCUACCUUCUUCCUAUUAAUUUUGUUCUUCCUGCGAUCGAGCCGCUUUUGGCCGUGGCGAGCCUUCAACCUAUGCCUCUGCUUUACAAGGAAGUUACAGGGAGCGCCGGUGCCGCCCUCGGCUUACUCUUCCUUAUUCUCGGCGUCUGGGUCUUUGCUGCCAUUGGUUCAUUGACUGCCGCGUCUCGCUGCACAUGGGCCUUCUCCAGAGAUGGCGGUAUCCCUGCUUCUGGAUGGUGGAAGAAGGUUGACCAGAGAUUCGGUAUCCCUGUCAAUUCUUUGAUACUUUCGGCGAUUGUCUGCGCUCUUUUGGGUUUGAUCUACCUUGGUUCCUCUGCUGCCUUCAACGCCUUUACCGGUGUUGCCACCAUCUGUUUGGGCUGUUCUUACGCGUUCCCUGUGCUUUGCUCGUUAUUGAGAAGGAGAGAGGCUGUUCGCAACGCUUCUUACUCACUUGGAAAGUUCGGUUACGCUGUCAACAUCAUCACGGUGGUGUGGAUUACCUUUUCCAUCAUCCUUUUCUGCAUGCCUACCGCCAUCCCCGUCACUGCCGAAUCUAUGAACUACGCAAGUGUCGUGUUCGCGGGCUUCUCGUUCAUCGCUGCCUUAUGGUAUGUUGUCAAUGCCCGAAAGCAUUACCAUGGCCCCACCCUCUCAACCGUUCGAAUCAGCGAUACUACGGAAAUCGUUGAAGAAUAUUGAAGUCACGAAAAAGCAUCCGGAUUCCCAUUAGUGAAAUACCUGCUGAGAAUGUCGCAUUGAUAUAUUUUGGGUUGUUAUUUUCCCAUGCGUUGUGCAAUAGGCAAAUUAGGUUGUUUAGAUGUGUAGAUAUCGUUGUCCUCCAUGCAAUGUC
Messenger RNA from Cryptococcus deneoformans JEC21, 1877 nucleotides. Its product is annotated as GabA permease, putative. The transcript has 16 exons. Bases 128 to 1726 code for a protein of 532 amino acids. Gene Ontology annotation, molecular function: transmembrane transporter activity. The record is from RefSeq and is a predicted model, not a curated record. Gene Ontology annotation, cellular component: membrane. NCBI's taxonomy places the organism in Eukaryota, Fungi, Basidiomycota, Tremellomycetes, Tremellales, Cryptococcaceae. Gene Ontology annotation, biological process: amino acid transport; transmembrane transport.